Molecule: messenger RNA, 1248 nt
Organism: Argiope bruennichi
Lineage: Eukaryota; Metazoa; Arthropoda; Arachnida; Araneae; Araneidae
Product: dolichyldiphosphatase 1-like
Exons: 8
Coding region: 236-955 (239 amino acids)
Biological process (GO): lipid biosynthetic process; protein N-linked glycosylation
Cellular component (GO): endoplasmic reticulum membrane; intracellular membrane-bounded organelle
Molecular function (GO): dolichyldiphosphatase activity
Source: RefSeq, a predicted model, not a curated record
UCAGUUUCUGUAUUCGUAGAACCGUGGGUCGGGGGGUCAAUUCACUAACAUCAACGAAAGUUUUGAUAUACCUUUGAAGAUUUAAAUUUUACUUUUUUAUAAUAACAUUUUUUCGUGAAUUGCGGAACCAAAAGAUCCAUAUGAUAAAUUAUUCUCUGAAUUAAAUAUAUAUUGAUACAUAUAAACUAAUAAUGCGUCCGUUAAAUAAGUAAAAUUAUGCAAUAUUUUAUAUAAAAUGGAAUCUGCUGAUUCGUAUGAAAAAAAGCACAUGCAAUGGACCUCACUAGCCAUCAGCCAUGUGGAGUAUCAAACUGGAGAUUUCUUUGGUAAAUUAUUAGCUUUGACAAGUUUGUGUCCAUUGGCCCUGGUUAUUGCAUUUGCUACACUGAUAUUAUUUAGAAGAGAUUUGCAUACCAUCACGUUCUUUUGUGGGACUGUACUAAAUGAAGCUAUAAAUUGGAUAUUAAAACAUACUAUUAAAGAACUGCGUCCUUGUCAUGGAAGAGAAAUUCUUUUUUCUGAAUAUGGUAUGCCAUCAAAUCAUGCACAAUUUAUGUGGUUUUUUGCUACUUACAUGGCAUUUUUUCUAUUAAUUAGAUUACAUCAUGGCAAUAGCUCAUACCCAUUAGAAAAUGCAUGGAAAUACAUCGUAACAGUACUAAUUAUUUGUCUUGCAGCUGUUGUUACAUAUAGUAGAAUUUACUUACAAUACCACACAUGGAACCAAGUACUAUGUGGAGCUGUUUUAGGUAUAUUCUUAGCCUGUAUAUGGUUUUUUAUUACACAAUUAAUGUUAACACCUUUGUUUCCCAUCAUUGCUGCAUGGCCCAUUAGUGAGUUCCUUAUGUUAAGAGACACAACACUCAUUCCAAAUGUUAUGUGGUUUGAAUAUACGUCCCAUCGAGCAGAAUCCAGAACAAGACAGCGAAAGCUAGUGUCCAUGAAAUCUCAGUGAACAUGUGUUUAGCUCAACUAUAUAUUCUAUUAUGUUUUUUGAAUGUAUAAAUAUUGCCACUGAAGUUUGCUUGUUUUAUUCUUGAUAAUCCAUUUGUUUCUUCAUAUAUAUAUAUAUAUAUAUAUAUAUAUAUAUAUAUAUGCUUAGAAAUUUGUCUACCUUUUUAAUUACUGUGAUCAUUGGUUGUGUGUCUGUCUGGUCAUGUUUAAUAACUAAGGUUUUUAGAGGCCUAUCGCUCAUUGUUACUUGUACAUUGUUAACACAAUUCAAUAAACUCAAUGCAUUUAUAUUAA